UCGCGGGCCCGCUUUUGGCCUCACCGCCCGAAACAUUUCCCAUCUCUCAACCCACUCUCUCCCUCCCGAAUCUCUCCCCCAAUCUCGCACUCUCCCUGCGGCGGCGGCGGCUAUCGGGCGCGGCGAGCGGUGGAGCACGGUCGGUGACCGGAGGACUGAGCCGGCGGCCAAGAAGCAGUACGGGCAGCUGAUCUAUCGCACUCGGUGAAAUGCCCUCUUACUACGACGUCGAUGACAUCCUCAUGGAGGAGGAGCCUAUUUCGGCUGUUUUCCAAGUAACUGCCAAUGGCGUGGGUCUGCUAGAUCCCGGUGCUGAGAGAAACAGUGUUGAAAAAGGUGCGAAGGUAGACCUUCCAUUCUGGCUUGCACACGGGAUGCUGUCUCUAGAACAAGCGGUGUCGAUAAAUGUACCCCCUUGCUUCACCCAGAAAACUCGCAAGGAGAUCCAAGCUGAUGCAGCCUGUGUUGAUUUGAGGGUUCGGUGCCCCUACUUCUAUGAGCUAGGAUGCAAGAUUGUUCCAUUGGUGAGCGACAAGAGCAUUGGCCAGUUCCUGCGCUACGCGUUCGUAAGCAGGUACAAGGAGAUACUGAGCAAAUCGCACAGCUCCUCCACGACGACAGUGCCCAAGUUCACCCCACGCCUAACAAAAGAAGAAGCUCGAGUGUUCGACUCCGCCAGGGAAUCGAUGACCGCUUUCAAGAAAUGGCGCGUCGGAGGCGCGAGGCUGCAGAAGGCGUCCAUCCUUGGCAGGAAGAGGAAGACAAAGCUUCCCGAUGGGUCCUCUACAUCCUGAAGUAACCGUGGCUAGCGGAAGAAUGAAGUGCUGGAGCUGGUGUUAUGUAUGUACACUGAUUGUUCUGGUACGUGAGAAAUGAAAUAAAAGGCAAAAUACCGGUCUGAGGUCAGACAUCUAUGUCAUCUUAUGUUGUAGUCCCAUGAGGCGGGCCAUGACUUGUAAGGAAGUACUACCAAGAUGUUUGUUUGUAUGGAAAAAGCGGCACCUUUUCUA
This is a messenger RNA of Lolium perenne, 1010 nucleotides long. RefSeq names its product DNA replication complex GINS protein PSF3. Gene Ontology annotation, biological process: mitotic DNA replication initiation. Gene Ontology annotation, cellular component: GINS complex. The record is from RefSeq and is a predicted model, not a curated record. Lineage: Eukaryota; Viridiplantae; Streptophyta; Magnoliopsida; Poales; Poaceae.